Penicillium malachiteum is the source of this 2403-nucleotide messenger RNA. Its product is annotated as putative translation elongation factor EF-1 subunit. Gene Ontology annotation, molecular function: GTPase activity; GTP binding. The transcript is spliced from 5 exons. The record is from RefSeq and is a predicted model, not a curated record. The coding region runs from base 1 to 2403 and encodes 800 amino acids. Lineage: Eukaryota; Fungi; Ascomycota; Eurotiomycetes; Eurotiales; Aspergillaceae. Gene Ontology annotation, biological process: translation.
AUGUCUAAGAACCGCGUGAAGAACGUUGGUUAUGAAGACGAUGACUUCUAUGAUGACGAUGGCUACGAUUCGCCUGAUCCCGAAGAGCAGGAGCACCUGAAGCGGUGCACACAUGAGGUUUCGUCGCAUCUUCGGACGGGACAACCAUCUGUGACUGCCUCGAAAGAGGAGAUCCAAGAGGCGUUAUGGCAUUACUACAACGACGUGGAAAAGACCGUCAACUACUUAAGAGGCAAAAAAGAGAAGGAAGCUCAGAAGGAACAAGCAACAGCUUCUGCAUUAAAGACUAAGGUGCAAGUGUGGGAAAAUAUUCUAACAGGUCUCCCAGUGCCGGUAUAUCCAGCGACUGCGCCUCGUCCAACCUCCCAUUUCUCGGCGGCUGAAUUCUUCCGCGAUUGUCCCUGGCUCAAUGUCCCUGCCCACCGCAAAGCCGAGAUCCUAGUGGAACCACUUUAUCCUCGACUUGGGCUUUUGGGUGGUGCACCGGAAGCCAAGAAGGGCUCUAAACUUGCUGCGUUGGCUGCUGCACGAAAAGCGAAAGCGAGCGGACAGAGCACCCCUGCAUCGGAGUCGUCGGCUUCGCAACCUGAAACUGCACCUGCAGAUAAGCCAAAGCUUUCGUUACAAGAGAGGCUUGCGGCGAGUAGCAGAUCUCCUAAGCCCACUGAAGGCCUCGCAGGCUUACGGCGACUGGGAAAGCCAUCGCCUGCAGUAUCUUCAGCUCCCUCCCCAGCCCCUUCAGAGUCACCUGCGCCUGCACGGGUUGAGGAGACGACUAUCAAACAAGUCGACCUGGGGCCUCCGCCAAAGGCUGAUCUACGAGCGCCAUGUUCUGUCUUCGCCACGGCUCUUAUUGGCAAAGAAACCAGACCAAAAAUCACCGAGCCAAACCAAGGACGACCGAUGAUUGUGAACUUUGAUGAAAUUUAUGGACACCAUACUGAACAUUUUGACUUUUCAGGCCCUAGCCCCGACGAUGUCAUACUCAAAGCUCAAAGCGCAUCUCAAGGGAUGAAGUCGAAGUCGAAGGCCGGUGCCGCGAAGGAUGCCAGCAAGAAAGGCCAAGCUGAUCUUGCCGGUGGGAUGAACAAGCUCUCAGUCGAGGAGAAAGUUACUGUCAAAAGCAAGAACUUGGAUGUCCUUGCUGAAUACAACAAGUCUAAACGGAAGCGAUCUGCGAAUUUUGUGGUGAUUGGGCAUGUCGAUGCCGGAAAGAGUACAUUAAUGGGUCGGUUGUUGGCAGAUCAAGGUGCGAUCGACCAGCGAACAUUGGACCGAUAUCGCAAAGAGGCGGAGAAGAUUGGAAAGGGAUCAUUUGCCCUGGCAUGGGUAUUGGAUCAGGGUUUUGAGGAGCGUGCACGGGGAGUGACGAUUGAUAUUGCGACAAACAAGUUCGAAACCGAGAAUACUGCUUUUACGAUUGUUGACGCACCGGGUCAUCGUGACUUUGUGCCUAACAUGAUUGCUGGUGCUAGCCAGGCAGACUUUGCAGUCUUGGUAAUUGAUUCUAGCGUUGGAAAGUUCGAGUCGGGACUCAAGGGCCAGACUAAAGAGCAUGCUUUGCUUGUUCGCAGCAUGGGAGUUCAGAAGAUCGUGGUGGCUGUCAACAAGAUGGAUACUGUUCAGUGGGACAAGGACCGCUUCGAAGAGAUCGAACAACAAAUUUCAGCUUUCCUGACCACGGCAGGCUUUCAAUCCAAAAAUAUCUCUUUCGUGCCAUGUUCAGGUGUCCUGGGAGACAACAUCAGCCGACGCAGUGAAGGCGCCCAUGGUUCAUGGUACACUGGACGAACUCUGAUUGAAGAGCUGGAAACCUCGGAGCCUUACACUCACGCACUCGAUAAGCCCUUGCGAAUGACUAUUGGUGAUGUUUUCCGUGGUGGUGUUCAAAGUCCGAUUUCAAUCUCGGGUCGUCUGGAUGCAGGCAGUUUACAAGUUGGCGACCAAAUCCUGACCAUGCCCAGUGGUGAGUCGGCAUUAAUUCGCAGUAUCGAGGUUGAUGGAGAACCGAAUGAUUGGGCUGUAGCGGGUCAGAAUGUGGUACUGAAUCUGGCGAAUAUUGAUCCUAUUCACUUGCGCUCCGGUGAUGUCGUCUGUCGCUCAUCGUCGCCAAUUCCUACGAUUACUACAUUUACCGCUAAGGUCCUGGCAUUUGAGCACCUUAUGCCUAUGCUUGUGGAUGUGCACCGUGGUCGUCUUCAUGUACCCGCCCGGAUUAGCAAGCUGGUUGCUUCUCUGGAUAAAGCCUCAGGUGCAACUAUCAAGAAACGACCGAAGAUUGUGUCUCCGGGUACGGUGGUACGCGUGGUUGUUGAGAUGGAUACAGCUGUCCCACUCGAGGCACCUACUCGGGUUGUGUUGCGCACUGGGGGAUCGACUGUGGCUGCCGGGUUAUUGGAAUAG